ACUAUCUUCGAGCAUAGAGGAGAUAUUAGCGAACGGUGUUGAUGAAGAUGAAAGGCCUGUCAAUGACGGCAGCGCUGCUGCUGCUCUGUGUCGCCGCAGCCAACGCUCAGUGGGACUCUAACUCUGACAACGGAGAGGUGAUUGUACAUCUCUUCGAGUGGAAGUGGGCGGACAUUGCCGCGGAGUGCGAAAACUUCCUCGGGCCUAAAGGCUUCGCAGGUGUUCAGACGUCUCCACCCAACGAGUAUAUAGUAGCAAUGCAGGAUGUUAUUAAGAGGCCGUGGUGGGAGCGCUACCAGCCUGUCUCCUACAAAAUUGUCUCCAGAUCUGGUGACGAAAACGCCUUCAAAGACAUGGUCCAGCGAUGCAAUGCUGUUGGCGUCAGAAUAUAUCCGGACGCAGUGUUCAACCAUAUGACGGGUAGUUGGCCCUCUGGCACCCCAGGCGUUGGUGGCAGCAGCUUCGACUCAGGGUCGGAGAAUUACCCUGGCGUGCCGUACUCGGGCUUCGACUUCAAUGACGGCAACUGCAACAGCGGCUCUGGCAGCAUUGAAAGCUACCAGGAUGCCAACCAGGUUAGGAACUGCAAGCUGUCAGGUAUGAACGACCUGAACCAAGGUUCGGAAUAUGUGAGAGGCAUGAUCAUGGGCUACCUCAACCACCUCAUCGAUAUCGGAGUGGCUGGCUUCCGAGUGGACGCUUGCAAGCACAUGUGGCCUGGGGAUCUGGACGUGAUCUUCAACGGCCUCAACAACCUCAACACGGAUUACUUCCCAGCUGGAUCACGACCCACGAUCUUCCAGGAGGUCAUCGACCAAGGCGGCGAGCCAGUGACAGCCUCUCAGUACACCGGCCUCGGCCGCGUGACAGAGUUCAAGUACGGCCUGAGCCUCGGCUCUGCGUUCCGUGGCAACAACAAGCUCACGUACCUCAGUAACUUCGGCGAGGGCUGGGGCUUCCUGCCCCGGGCAUAUUCCCUGGUCUUUGUGGACAACCACGACAACCAGAGAGGAAAUGGUGGCGGCGGCGACCAAAUUCUCACUUUCCGCACUCCCAGAUGGUACAAGAUGGCCACUGCUUUCACCCUUGGCUGGCCCUACGGCUACACGAGGAUCAUGUCAUCCUACAACUGGCCCCAGGACAUCCAGAACGGCCACGACAACAACGACUGGAUCGGCCCGCCCCACGACAGCAACUACAACAUCAUCUCUCCCACGUUUGGGGCCGACGGCGCCUGCCAAGGCGACUGGGUUUGCGAGCAUCGCUGGCGGCAGAUCUACAACAUGGUCAUGUUCAGGAAAGUCGUCCACGGGACUGACUCGAACGAUUGGUGGGACAACGGCAACAACCAAAUAGCUUUCUGCCGUGGCAACAAAGGCUUCUUGGCCAUCAACAACGAGAGCUAUGACCUCAAGCAGACUCUCCAGACUUGCCUGCCUGCGGGCACGUAUUGUGACGUGAUCUCUGGCAACGUAUCUGGAGGCUCGUGUACCGGCAAGAGCGUCACGGUCGGCAGUGACGGCACGGCUUACAUUGAGAUCCUCACUUCCGAGGAUGAUGGCGUCUUGGCCAUCCAUGCCCAGUCGAAGAUCUAAGGAGGCUGGGUAGGACAAGCUAUAGCGCGUGGCAGCGGACAUCGGUCAAGUGUGACCACGGUUCCAUCCAUUAUUUUGUAUGAAUAAAUUUCAACCAACAA
Molecule: messenger RNA, 1696 nt
Organism: Hyalella azteca
Lineage: Eukaryota; Metazoa; Arthropoda; Malacostraca; Amphipoda; Hyalellidae
Product: alpha-amylase 1
Exons: 11
Coding region: 42-1595 (517 amino acids)
Biological process (GO): carbohydrate metabolic process
Molecular function (GO): alpha-amylase activity; cation binding
Source: RefSeq, a predicted model, not a curated record